Acanthaster planci (crown-of-thorns starfish) is the source of this 2993-nucleotide messenger RNA. RefSeq names its product pescadillo homolog. Gene Ontology annotation, cellular component: nucleolus; PeBoW complex. The record is from RefSeq and is a predicted model, not a curated record. Gene Ontology annotation, molecular function: RNA binding. Lineage: Eukaryota; Metazoa; Echinodermata; Asteroidea; Valvatida; Acanthasteridae. Gene Ontology annotation, biological process: ribosome biogenesis; maturation of LSU-rRNA from tricistronic rRNA transcript (SSU-rRNA, 5.8S rRNA, LSU-rRNA).
ACCUAGCAUUGCACGUGUGGUGGAAAUCAGUGACGUUAGCAUUGGUAGGGUAGCGCAGCAAAUCAGUAAAUGAUCGAAUUUAUUUUCAUCUUUUGAUCAGUUAUAACCACAGUUAUUCAAUUAAUAUUUCAUUAAGGUUUUUGUGAUACCGUAAUUCCCAAAAUGGGACGAGAAAAAAAGAAGUUUACCAGUGGUGCAGCCACAAAUUUCAUCACCAGAGCAUCUGCAGUCAAGAAGCUACAGCUCUCAUUGGUCGAUUUCAGGCGACUAUGCAUUCUCAAAGGGAUUUACCCAGUCCAACCCAACAACCCGACUAAAGCCAACAAAGGCAAGAAGGCUCCGAGAACGUUCUAUCGGAGCAAGGACAUCCUUUUUCUCGCCCACGAACCAAUCAUACAUAAAUUCAGAGCACACAAGAUUUUUGCCAGGAAAAUCAAGACAGCCAGAAAGAAACGAGAGUGGGGUCGGUUGGACAGAUUAGUGGACAAUAAACCUGUCUAUAACUUGGAUCACGUUGUCAAAGAAAGAUACCCCACAUUUGUGGAUGCCUUGCGGGAUCUGGACGAUCCGCUGACGAUGUGCGCGACGUUCGCAGCCAUGAAGAAGAACGCCAAGCUGGAGAGCAGACUGAUUCCGCUGUGCAGUCGGCUGAUGAUGGAGUUCAUGCAUUUCAUCAUUGCUUCGAGGUCACUCAGGAAGGUAUUCUUGUCAAUCAAAGGCAUCUACUACCAGGCUGAGAUUCAGGGACAGACGAUAACAUGGAUUGUACCGUACAGUUUCAACUACUCACGUCCCAGAGACAUUGAUCUGAGAAUCAUGUCGACGUUUGUCGAGUUCUACAGCACUCUUCUUGGCUUUAUCAACUUCAAACUUUAUGCAUCAAUCAACCUCCACUAUCCUCCAAAGUUGUCGUUGAUGGAAAAAUCACGCUCAGCAAGCCAGCUGGAGAACGAGAGCAGCUUCUGCAUGGACAAGGAAGAAGAGGAGGAAAGGGUCGCGGCCAUGACCCAUGACCUGGCCAAGGUCAGCAAGGAGCCAAUCGCAGAGGAGGACGAAGAGGAGAAUUUGCAGGAUGAGGAGUUGAUGGCCGGUGGGAGCCUGGAGAGCGAGGCGAUACGAGAAGCCAGAGCGGAGCAGGACAAGGAAGCCAAGUUCAAGAAACUGUUUGAAGGAUGCAAGUUCUUCCUGUCUAGGGAGGUGCCGCGAGAGAUGCUGACGUUUCUUAUUCGGUGUUUCGGUGGUCAGGUAUCGUGGGACAAGACAUUGUUCAUCGGAGCCACAUACGAUGCCAGCGACGAGAGCAUCACACACCAGAUUGUGGACAGACCCCAACAACGCAAGGAAUAUCUCUCCAGGUACUACGUGCAGCCACAGUGGGUGGUGGACAGUGUCAACGCUCGUCUCCUCCUCCCAGUCGAGGAGUACUUCCCAGGGGUGGUUCUACCCCCGCAUCUGUCCCCCUUCGUCGAGGAGAAAGAGGGCGACUACAUACCGCCGGAGAAGAGAACGUUGCUGGACCGACAAAUGGGCAUCAACACAGGGAGGACGACCGAAGAGGACGAGGAGGAAAUGGAUGGGUCGGAGGAUGAGGAAGAUGAAGGGGAGGAUGCCAGCGAGGACGAAGAAGAAUCGCAUCUCGCGGAGGUUGAAGAGAAGCACUUGAGUCAGCUGGAGAGGAAACAAGAUCGCAAGGAGCAGAAAGAGGACAAACAGCAUAAGGCGGCCGACUCGUCCAAGUUGUCCGUGGAGGCAGGCCAGGUGCAGUCCAUCAAUCCCGUCUACGAGGCGGAGAAGGAGGCGCGGAUGGAGCGAUCCUUGCAAGAAAUGAUGAUGACCAAGAAACGCAAGCGGCUGUAUCAGAAACUCAUGAAGAAGCGCAAAAUGAAACAGAAGCAGGUUCGGAAGCUGACAAGCCGGAGAGAGCAGUAUGAGCAGGAACAGGCAGCCAAGGGACCAAAGGCGAAGACGACUACGACCAAGAAGCAGAAAUCGGCCGGGAAAUGAUCAGAGGAAAACUGUUGUGAAAGAUUGUUUCAAAAAAGGGGAGUAAACUUGGAGAUUUCAUCCAGGAUAGAGAAAUCACUGCAGAGCAAAUCGGGUAACUGUGCAGAUCGGAUGAUCACACCCAACAUAUACGGUAUUCAGAUUUACACCUCCCCAUAGAACUGUCCAACAUCCGCCCCACGACCACCAGAUCUGUGGGAUCCAACAUCCGCCCCACGACCACCAGAUCUGUGGGGUCCAACAUCCGCCUUACGACCACCAGAUCUGUGGGGUCCAACAUCCGCCCCACGACCACCAGAUCUGUGGGGUCCAACAUCCGCCCCACGACCACCAGAUCUGUGGGGUCUGAUGUCCGCCCCGCUGCACAUACCACAUAGCAGGGUGGACAUUGGACCCCACAAUUCUGGGGGGUCUGAGGCGGACGUCGUACUGGGCAGAUGUCGGACCCCACAGUUCUGGGAUUAGACCAACACAGGCAAAGCUUACCCAAGAUCUCCGCUUUAAAAAGUUAGUUCUACUGAGCAGAACGUUAAUAAUAGCAGGCCUACUCCUCGUGUCUGUUAAAUAGAGCAAGGAAUUACUAUGACCGAUCAAAUACAAAAUUAAAAAAGAUGAGUAUUAGCGCUCCACUCAGUCGGCUUGGAGCUACUUCAAAUUAACCAAAAUACAGAAUACAUGUAAGUCUGCAUCUAAUUUACAAUGUAAAUUACAAAAAGAAAGAAAUAAAAUAAAAUAGGCCUAUUGGUAAUAAUCUGAUAAUACAGGGCUGGGUUUUAGUGGAUUUAUAGAAGAUUCAAGUCACUGGGUUAAGUAAGGGAGCAUUAUGCCUGGGCCUACACAUUGUAGCGUGUCCUGCCUAUGGGCUCUGACGCUGACAAGAAACACUCGCCGUUCCGGGCAAAACUGCUCUGUUUAUUUCCACGAAAGCCAAAGGGCUGUCUCACACACACAAGCUCCAGACACGAGGUGUCUACCGGGACGGCGCGAGG